Sinocyclocheilus grahami is the source of this 1009-nucleotide messenger RNA. Its product is annotated as bromodomain testis-specific protein-like. The record is from RefSeq and is a predicted model, not a curated record. Bases 17 to 1009 code for a protein of 330 amino acids. Gene Ontology annotation, biological process: chromatin remodeling; regulation of DNA-templated transcription. The transcript is spliced from 6 exons. Gene Ontology annotation, cellular component: chromatin; nucleus. NCBI's taxonomy places the organism in Eukaryota, Metazoa, Chordata, Actinopteri, Cypriniformes, Cyprinidae.
UUACUACUGGAAGGCAAUGGAGUGUAUAGAAGACUUCAACACCAUGUUCACAAACUGUUACGUGUACAAUCGGCCAGGAGAUGAUAUUGUUCGGAUGGCUCAAGCUCUUGAGAAGCAUUUCUUGGAGAAGAUGGCAAAGAUGCCCCAAGAGGAGUUUGAGAUCUCUGCUCUGACAUCUAAAGCUCCAGUGAAAGGAGGAAGGAAGACAACAGCAGUGUUAAAGAGGCCACAGUCUCCUGUGUCUGAGGUGGUUUUCCAACAAACAGUGACCGUCAUCCCUCCAGAUGCUCUUCACACAAUUCCUUCUGCUCCCCUGUCUGCACAACUCACAGCCAAAUUGAAAAAUGGUGUGAAAAGAAAAGCAGACACUACUACCCCUUCUGCCUCUUCCAUCUCCAGCUAUGAGUCGUCCUCUUGUGUAACAGAACCAAAAGUCCUUAAGUUAUUCUCCAGGCGAGGCAGCGGCCGACCCAUCAAACCUCCCUGUAAAGACCUUCCUGAGUCACCACCACAACAUCAGGUGGGCAGAAGGACCAAACUCUCAGAGAGACUCAAAUACUGCAAUGCAAUCCUGAAAGAGAUGUUUGCCAAAAAGCAUUCUGCUUAUGCCUGGCCCUUUUAUAAGCCUGUGGAUGCUAAGGCACUGGGCCUUCUUGAUUAUCAUGAAAUCAUUUACCAACCUAUGGAUAUGAGUACCAUCAAAAAAAAGAUGGAAGCUCGUGAGUACACCGAUGCAUUGCAAUUUGCUGCAGAUAUGCGGCUCAUGUUCUCAAACUGCUACAAAUACAAUCCACCCGGCCAUGAGGUAGUGGCCAUGGCAAGAAAACUUCAGGAUGUUUUUGAGUUUCGCUUCUCCAAGAUUCCUGACGAGCCGAGGAAUUCAGCACCAUCCUCUAGUCAGAACAGAGUAAGGAAGGAGAGAGCACACAGUCCGUCCAGCUCUGAGAGCAGUGACAGCGAAUCAUCAUCAUCUCCAUCAGAAAACUCCUCAGACACAGAAGAUCACUAA